UCACGUGUAUUUUUCUGAUUCCUUUAAAAUCGCCUCGUUGGAAACAGCGAAAAGCGUUAUUAAAUGUCAUGCUGAUUUUGAAUUUAUGUAAACGUUUGUGCAGCAUUGCAUACCUGCAAUUAUUGAAUAGGAACCAUAAAACUCCAAAUCUUUGUCCUCCAAACAGGAUUAUUAUUUUUUCUUUGUGACCAUAAUCAAUUAUUUUAGAACAGCCAAAUCCAUAUUAAUAAUUUAAAGAAUUACGCUUGACCACAGAGCGUUCAGCCAAGUCACAAUGACAAACUGGCCUUUUCAUCAGGAACAAAACCUUAAUCAAGCUCCAUUAGGAAGAUGGACACAUUGUCCCUUGAAGGAUCAUUUUUCUCCCUGUACCUUCUUCUGUCACUUGUCCUUUUGCUCCCUUUGCUUCCUGAGUAUAAGGUCCAGUUUCAGUUAUCUCACUGCUGAAAUCUGUUCCACCCCUUUUUUUCCCAGCCACUCUUUCCUAAAACCUCUUUACUCAUCUUUUUUUCUAAUUAUCCAAUCCAACUUACAACUGCUUGGGUCUCAUAUCCAGAUCAGGCUCGGGGCAGUUUGAGGCACUGCUGAGGGCAGUGGUAUGAGUUUUUAUUGCAUUCAUUAUUCAGACUGAAAGAAGUGGAGAUUAGAGCACUUUGAGAGUGUGCGGUGUUGAAAUAUUUAUAUUAGCAGAGAAUGAGAUGGUUGAAUUGGCUGUGUGUGUGUGUGGGCAUGUGUGUGGGGGUGUGUGUGGGUGUGUGUGUGUGUGUGAGGGGAGGGUGAAUUCUGCUUUUAUGUGUUUUUAUGCUUUUCAUAGACUUCCACAAAUGCAACGAGGAAACAGGGUGAUGUGAACUAGAGAGAAGAUCUGAUCACUAUAAAGACCACACUUUAUUGCCAUUUUUGUUGAAAAAAAUAGCUUGGGUUGUUUUACAUUGUCCUGUCUGCAAAAGGUGCUUCCAAUUUUAGUAAAAUACAUAAAUAAAUCACAUAAUAAAACCAAAACUGGACCAUGACAGUGUGGCAAAAAUGGGUCACUGCUAUCAGAGAGGCAUCAGCAGAGGGAGUCAGGGACGCUGGCCACAGAUCUGAUCAUUUCAAACCAUUCCUACUUUCCUUCAUAUCCUCUUCCAUCAUACUGGAUACUUUGUACAGUUUUAAUAUAACCUCUGUCAACAACAUCAUCAACAAUAUGGACUAACAAGAGCACAGUCAAAUGAUAUUUGAUGUUAUCCUGACAAACCAUGACUUAUGCACAUAUAUUGAUCAAUUUAUUCUUCAGGAUUCAAAAUACACAUAUAGUUCAGACAAAACUUUACAUAUGCUCAUUACCAAUAUGAGUUUUACAUUAUUUUAGGGGUUUUAAAUAUUUAUUUUAAGUGAUCUUUCAACUGAGUUUUCUUUUCUUCCCUCACAAUGCCAACAAGUACUUUUGAAGUGAAGCUUUCUAACCAAGAGCUGGUGCAUGGUGGUGGCAGUAUCAUGCUGUGGGGCUGUCUAUGAGUCUGUUUCAGGAAAGCAAAUAAUUUAGAUAAGCUCUAAUUCUGUUCAGAAGAUUGAUGGCCAAGACAAGCAUGGGUGGAGGCGCAAGUUAAGGCGAAGCUACUAAAGCUAACACCAUUGAAACUUAAAUUGAAAUCAGCACAGUCUGACAGUUAAACUUCACUUUCUCUGUUUAGAGUUUAAAAUGUUCUGCCAGAAUUAUGCAAGAAGUUGGCAAGAGGGGACAAGCAUGUGGUCAAGGCGCAACUUCCUAAGCAGACAUUUAACAAAAUACGAGAGGGGGUGCAUGUACAUAUUAAAGUGAAAAUAUAGAUUUGGAGUUGAGUCAUAUGGGAUGUGAUGAUACAUCAUCAUUUGGACACUAGCUGUUGGAGGACUGAGAGGAGGAGCGUCAGCAUGUGGGCAACUUAAGACCAGAUGGAGCUUAGAAAAAGAAGGAACGUGAAUAUAAGUGAAGAAUGAAGGAGGGAAGUAGAGGGAGAUAGCUGAGCGUAGAAGAGGACUGGAAGAAGACUACUGAUGAAAUGCCCUGCAGGGAGAAAAAGAGGGCAGGGUCAAAUGAACAUGAUAAAUUGAGAUUGAUUGGUGAACUGGGUGUGAGUAGAAUAUUGGAUAAUUAGAGCCGUGGUUGGGAUGUGGCCCUGCUCCCCAGCCUACACCAUCAUGUUAAUUUAAUUUAAAAUCUAGACCCUGUGUGGAUUAAAGAAAAUGUUCAGCAUAUUCAACUUUAUGCAUCCAAUUCUUCAGUGAAGUUAUAACAACAAGCCCACUCAAACAGAAGAACGGCUCAGAUGAAUCAUUAAAAUCCUAAGAGUAAUAACUCGUUUCAUCCGAUGUCCCUACCCCCACACCUCUUCUCCUCAAUUCACAGCUGACUUUACAGCGUCUCAGCUCUGUUUGCUGACGCAUCAGUAGUGGCACCGGAAAGACAAGUGUGCCUGUAAGAGAAGAAGAGAAGGCAGACAGUGAAAGAAAGACGCCCCAGCAGAGAAACGUGUGAUGGGAGAGAAGCAGAGCAGGCCAAGCAUCAGAAGUGUGACUGAAUGAAGGAGAAGAACGAAAUCAUUACUGUCAAGCAAGUAGAGACAAAGAGAAGGUCACUGAGCCUCAUAUGAGAGCUGUUCUCUGAAUAUACAGAGCUCUGUUUGCGCCCAAGGGGACUUGACGUUUUUAUUACAUUAACCACCACAAUGGCAGGAUUUCUCUUAUCCUGUCUGUUUUUUUGUUCUGAUCCAAAGCUUUUCCCGUAUGAUUCCCUUCUGGAUAAAAAGCAAAAACUCAAUAGUCUGACAUCCUAUAAGAGCUUUUUCUUUUCCAUUUCAUUCAGAGUUGGCAGUCACCCUGCCGCAGAGUUGUACCGGAGCUUCACCUGCAAUUGAAGGAAUUUUGAGAUCUAUUGAAUCCUCUCCAAUGAAAAAGAGUGGUUUGAAAUCAUCACUACGUUUUUCUAUUGUUUUCUGGAGUAUGAAUAUACAAGUAAUCAAUACAUUUCUGACUUAAUGUUUGAAUUUGGGAUUUGUAGCAAUAAGCUGCGAUUUGUUAUAUGUGGUAAAAAAUGGUUUUGAGGUAAACACUUAUGCUAUUGCUAUAGGGUGAGUCCAUUGGGAACAAAAAGGAUUCUGUUUAUUAAAAUCAUUACAAUUCUCCUUAAGCUAAUGGUGUCCGAAGUUUUGAUUUUGUGUUGAAUCCAAAUGUAAUUGGAGAUUGUUGUAAAUUUGACAAAUUUGAUUGAUAAUUUUCAAGAGUUUUAGUUCAAGAUUUUCACUGAUUCAUCUUAACUUGGAAAACAUUGGAAACAGCAAAAACAUUCAUUAUGUACUGGCGAUAUCAACUUCUUCCUUCUAUUUAAAAUUAAUAGUAAGUGGGAUUGAAAACAUCUAGUGACUUUUUGCUUUGGACACCAACCAUAUAAUAAAACUGUUAUUUUUUUAAAAGAAAUAAUUACCCCAUAUUCUAUUCUUGUUGCUGAAAAAAAAUGUUUGCAUAUCAACAAAAUAUAAAUACAUUAAUACCAAAAAUUUGGAAACCUCCAUGACUUUCUUUUAAGAAGCCAAACAUGAUGGAGUCAGAUCCCUGUUAUGCUUCAGAUCUGCAAUGAUUUACAGAUCCGGUUUCUAAAAAAAAUCAUGCUACUUUUUUUCAUCAAAAUAUAUGUUUAAUAAUUAUAAAUCCUUACAUGUUUAGUUGUUGAAAAUGUAAUGAAUAAGUAAAAUCACAAUUUCCACAAUUUGCAAAGGUUAUUUUAAGUGAGAAAUAAAUAUUUUUCUGCUGAAGACCACACAUGAUGUAAAAACAAAUAAUGAAAACAAUAGCCAAGCAAGUAAAUAAAUAAAUCCUUAUUUUAAUUCAUGCAGUCUCUGUAAUGUGUUUUUCUACUGUAGUAAACUUUUUUCACUAAACACCCUUUUCACAGUGACUUUACUAACCUAUUAGAUCACAUCGCUUCUCCUCUUGAAAACCUGUAUUGACAGUUAGAUUAGGUCUUCUGUAGCCUAAGGUAUAGGUUAAGGAGGACCGAAUGCCUUAAUGCCUUGUUUACACAUCACCCAAGCUCCCACUGCCCCUGAAAUGUUGUUUGAAUCAAUGGGGGGACAGCCUCUAGUGUAGGGAGAAUAUAUAGAAAACAUUCACAUGUAGAAAAAAAUCAUUUUGGUGAUUUGCUUACCAAAGCAGAACAGAAAGAACAAUAAACUUAAGUUAGUCCAAAAUGAUGAUCAUUGAUAAUGCCCCUGGCUGAAUUUGGAUCAAUUAGGGUCUGGCAGACGUGCAGAAUCAUGACCGACCCCCAGGGCUUAAAGAACACAAUUCAAUUUUCCUCAACAAAUGUAAUACCAUUAGGCUGGAUAAAAACAGGCAACUCACAAGGGAGGAGUCUUUUAAAAAGCAAAGAGGUGGACGAGGUCGGAAGAGACGUAACGGUUGUUCAGAGGAAAGAGGACACCAAUAGAGGAUCUCACCAGAUAAAUAGAAAAUAAGAAGUACAGAUGCUCCACAGAAGGUCAAACUUUGUCUAACAUUACAGACGGAGAGGACAGAACACAGGAAGAAAUAGUGUCUCCUCUCUGUCAUAUGAGGCCUGAAAUCAAACAAGACAAAUUCGAGUGUAUUAGUCUGGAGAAUCACAUCUUUUUUUACAGCAAGACUGGAGAAAAAGUUCCCUCGCAGUUUGUUUUUCAACUUAAACUUCAGUUCAACUUUGGCAAGAGAAGUAAGGAAAAGAAAAACAUCUUGAAGAAAAAACUUGAAAGGAUCUGUCCACCAGCAUGAGGAUCUUCAGCAAAGACGUCCGCCUUCAGGACAUCACCAUCAUGUAUUUCACUGGCCUGGCUGCCCUCAUGGUCAUCCUAGUGGCUUCGUAUCAGGCGCCCUCCAACGCCAUCGACGUGUCCAGCCUAAAGCCGAGCCCUUCCAGUUCUCUGCCACCUCUCCCCAUGCCUUUCCGUAUGCCUUUGGACCCACUUGGAAACCUGCAGCUGGCCUGGAACAUCAGCUAUGCCACCCAGGAGAUCUACAUACAGCUGAGGGUUGCAGAGCUCAGACACGGGGUGGUCCUGGGGAUGUCGGACCGCGGUGAACUCACCAACGCAGACCUGGUGGUGCUGUGGGACAAUGGAACAAGGAGCUACUUUGGGGACGCAUGGAGUGACAGCAAAGGCCAUGUAUCACUGGAUAGCCAUCAAGACUACGAGCUGAUUGAAGCUAAACAAAAAGCUGAUGGAUUCUACUUGCUCUUCAAAAGACCAUUUAGUACCUGUGAUCCCAGAGAUUACGUCAUAGAGGAAGGAACCGUGCACAUCAUCUAUGGCUUGUUGGAUCAACCACUUGCCUCUCUUGGAGAUCUGAACCUGUCCAGAAUCCACAUGGGGGUGCAGAGAGUGUUGAUGCUUCGCCCUGACAUGCCAUCACCCACUCUGCCUCCAGAUGUGAAGACGAUGGAUGUUCUUGCUCCAAAUGUCAUCAUACCAAACCAAGAAACUACCUACUGGUGCUUCAUCCAGAAGUUGCCUGAUGAUAUGCCCAAGAACCACAUUGUCAUGUAUGAGUCUGUGAUAACUCCAGGUAACGAAGCCAUCGUGCAUCAUAUCGAAGUGUUUGAGUGUGCACCAGAUCUGCGAGAGGUACCACAGUACAGCGGCUCCUGUGACGACAAGAUGAAACCCAAAAAGCUCAACUUCUGCCGCCAUGUGCUGGCUGCCUGGGCAAUGGGGGCUGAGGCUUUUUACUAUCCCCCUGAUGCAGGCCUGGCCAUAGGUGGACCUGGUUCCUCAAGAUUUCUCCGCUUGGAAGUCCAUUACCACAAUCCUCUCCUUAUAUCUGGCAGGCAUGACUCAUCUGGGAUACGACUGCAUUACACUCCCAACCUGAGGCGGUACGAUGCAGGGAUCAUGGAGCUGGGCCUCGUUUACACUCCUGUCAUGGCGAUCCCUCCAAAGCAGCAUACCUUCUAUCUCACUGGGUAUUGCACAUCUAAGUGCACCCGGACUGCUUUGCCUCCAGGAGGUAUCUAUGUAUUUGCCUCCCAGCUGCACACCCACCUGGCUGGCCGUGGGGUCAGAACAGUUUUGGUGAGGGGAGGGAAAGAGCUGGAAGUGGUACAGGAAGACCAACACUUCAGUACAGAGUACCAGACAAUCCGAGUUCUGAAGAAAAUGAUCAAUAUUUUACCAAGCGACGUCCUUAUAACAAAGUGCACUUACAACACAGAGGACAGGAGCAAGCCUACAGUGGGAGGUUUUGGCAUCAUGGAAGAAAUGUGCGUCAAUUAUAUUCAUUACUACCCUCGGACUCAACUGGAGCUCUGCAAGAGCCACGUUGACCCAGGGUACCUGCAGAAAUAUUUUAGCUUCAUUAACAGGUUCCAUGGAAAUGACCAGUGUGUGUGUGGCGAUUUUGGUGUGACAGAUCAGUAUGCUCAGCUGCACUGGGAUGAUUUUGCCGGAGAAGUGCUGGACUCUCUUUAUAACACAGCUCCCAUCUCCAUGCACUGCAAUCAGUCCACUGCACGCCUCUUUCCUGGUGAAUGGGAAAAACAGCCCCUACCAGAAGUGACCGCCAUCCUACCAAAACAUCGCUACCCCUGUGAAGGAGGUGCAGAGUCAUACAGCUGAGCAGAAACAUCUGGAGUAGUUUGAGGACAGGGAGCGGUCAGCGGACCAACAGGAGAUUAAAGAGGAUUAUUAAAUGUGACUUAGUUUGAAUUUAGUUUGAUCUCUACAUUAGCUGAUAAAUAGAAUCCACUGCUUACUGUAAUUAUAUGCCUGUGCAAACACCCACCAGCUGUGUUUAUUAUUAGUGCAUACUAAUUAAGCUAAUAGCAGUGUUAUUCAUGUGUUACAUUUAAUGAAAAUGACAGUGAGAUAUUUUACAUCACAAGUCUGUCAAUAUAAAAACAAAAAACAUAAAAGUUAUCCAAAAAUUAAGAGAAAAAGUUUGUUCCAUUUCUCGCGAUUCUGUUAAAUUACACUAAAGCAUUGUAUUUGUCAUAUAGUUUAAUGUAAUGCAGUUAAAUAAAUAUUCUAUAUUACAGUAAAAUGUUG
This is a messenger RNA of Xiphophorus hellerii (green swordtail), 7037 nucleotides long. It is a transcript of the gene dbh, whose product is annotated as dopamine beta-hydroxylase (dopamine beta-monooxygenase). Gene Ontology annotation, cellular component: secretory granule membrane. The record is from RefSeq and is a predicted model, not a curated record. Gene Ontology annotation, biological process: octopamine biosynthetic process; dopamine catabolic process; norepinephrine biosynthetic process. The transcript has 12 exons. NCBI's taxonomy places the organism in Eukaryota, Metazoa, Chordata, Actinopteri, Cyprinodontiformes, Poeciliidae. Gene Ontology annotation, molecular function: copper ion binding; dopamine beta-monooxygenase activity. Bases 4764 to 6608 code for a protein of 614 amino acids.